AUGGAUGAGCAAUUUGGGAAAUUCAUUAAGAUGCUUAAGCAACUUCAUCUUUCCCUUCCCUUCACCGAUGUUAUUCACCAAAUGCCAAACUAUGCUGGGUUUCUCAAGAACAUUUUGAGCGGGAGAAGGACUUGUGAUGUGGUUGGAACGGUGAACCUCACCGAGAAUUGUAGUGCAAUUAUCAUGAAUAAAAUGCCACCUAAUUUGAAAGAUCCGGGGAACUUUUCUAUCCCUUGUGUCAUUCGUAAGAUGCAAAUUGAUAAAGUCUUGUGUGAUUUAGGAGCUAAUGUUAGCCUUAUGCCAUAUUCGGUUUAUCAAAGACUUGAGAUAGGGGAACUUUUACCUACCAACAUUACCUUACAAUUGGUUGAUCGUUCAAUUAAGUUUCCAAAGGGUAAGGUGGAGAUGUUCCUUUAA
Chenopodium quinoa (quinoa) is the source of this 417-nucleotide messenger RNA. RefSeq lists its product as uncharacterized. The record is from RefSeq and is a predicted model, not a curated record. The transcript has a single exon. The coding region runs from base 1 to 417 and encodes 138 amino acids. NCBI's taxonomy places the organism in Eukaryota, Viridiplantae, Streptophyta, Magnoliopsida, Caryophyllales, Amaranthaceae.